Molecule: messenger RNA, 1858 nt
Organism: Platichthys flesus (European flounder)
Lineage: Eukaryota; Metazoa; Chordata; Actinopteri; Pleuronectiformes; Pleuronectidae
Gene: slc16a12b
Product: solute carrier family 16 member 12b
Exons: 6
Coding region: 112-1542 (476 amino acids)
Biological process (GO): transmembrane transport; monocarboxylic acid transport
Molecular function (GO): monocarboxylic acid transmembrane transporter activity
Source: RefSeq, a predicted model, not a curated record
GAACCUCAAUUAAAACCAGGACCAGGACCAAAGGAGUCCAGCUCAGUCUGAAGCUGCAGUCAUGGUUGAGGUGAAGCAGCGGAGCAGCGAGGCGUCUCCUCCGGACGGGGGAUGGGGCUGGGUGGUCGUGGGCUCCUGCUUCAUGGUGACGGUCUGCACACGAGCAGUGACCAGGUGCAUCUCCAUCUUCUUCAUGGAGUUUCAGGCUCAUUUUGGAGCCGACUACUCGGAGACAGCGUGGAUCCACAGUCUGCUGGACUGCACCACCAUGCUCUUUGGUCAGUGCCUUCACCCACCAGCAGCCUGCAGGGGGCGCUGCACCGCUCUGACUGCAGCUGUGUGUUUGUGUGUCCAGCUCCUGUGGGCAGUCUGAUCGGGACCCGGUGGUCCUGCCGGGGGACGGUGAUGUUGGGAGGACUCAUCUCGUCCUGUGGCCUCCUCCUCAGCUCCUUCACCAGCAGCCUGGAGCUGCUCUAUGUCUUCAUGGGCGUCCUCACAGGUCUGGGUUUCGCUCUCUGCUACACGCCGGCCAUCGCCCUGGUGGGUUGUUACUUCCGGCGGAGGAAGGCCCUGGCGUACGGCGUGGCCAUGUCGGGCAGCGGCAUCGGGACCUUCGUGUUGGCCCCGGCGGUGCAGCGGUUGAUCCAGCUGUACACGUGGAGGGGGGCGCUGCUCGUCCUCAGCGCCUUCGUCGCCAACCUCUGCGUCUGUGGGGCGCUUCUUCGACCAAUCACACUGCGGGAGGAGGAGGCGGAGUCAGAGGGGGAGGACAGACGUGGUCCCGUGUCCCCGCAGGACGCCCAACUCGCAGUGAAGCUCUCUGAAGGUGGAUGUUCAUCCUUAGGGGCGUCGCCCUCUCCUUCGUCUUCACCGUCGCUGCCCCUGCUGCCAGGAAACCCCGCCCCUCAGGUGGAGCGGAGGCGCUGCUUCAGCUCCUGGUCCAGUAGGGAGUACCGCUUCCUGCUGCUGCCGGACUUCCUGCUCCUGGCCGUGUCCUUCCUGUUCUUAGCCAGCGGCUGCAGCCUCCCCUUCGUCUACCUGGUGCCCUAUGCUCUGCACGCCGGCGUCAGCCACCAGCACGCCGCCUUCCUCAUGUCCGUCCUCGGAGUCAUUGACAUCGUGGGGAACAUCACAUUCGGCUGGCUGACCGACCACAGGUGGUUGAAGCCGUACCGUCUCACCUGUUACAUCCUGUCCGUGGCCAUGGAGGGUCUCUGCUGCCUCCUCCUGCCGCUGCUUCGCUCGUUCCCGGUUCUCGUGCCCUUUGCGGUUCUCUUCGGAUACUUCGAUGGCGCCUACGUGGCGCUGAUCCCCGUGGUGACGUCGGAUGUGGUGGGAGCUCAGCACCUGUCCUCGGCGCUGGGUGUGGUCUAUUUCCUCCACGCCGUCCCAUAUCUCGUCAGCCCCCCCUUCGCAGGUUGGCUGGUUGACAUCACAGGAAGUUACACAGCCACGUUCCUCCUCAGUGGCUCCGCCCAGCUGGCGAGUGCGCUCAUCCUCUGUACCGCUGCCGGGAUUCGUCGCUGCUGCCUCCAAGAAUGAGCCCCUCCCCCUCGGCCUAUCAGCCAAUCAGACCGUGUCCUCGCUUUCAGCUCGUAGCGUUGAGCUCCUGUUUUUAUUUCAGAGGAACAAUCACGUUCAUUCUGACUGUGAGCUUCCUGUUCCUGUCAAAAUAAGAGUCCUGCUGGUUGUUUUAUGAUGAAAAGACAGGAGUGAAGGAAGAACAGUCCACCUGUUUGGUACCUGGGUGACAGACGCUGUUCUAGAUCAGAACAUUCACAGAAAAUAAAAUGUCUUCUAUUAAACAUUUGUCACGUGAGAAAAACAAGUGAAGCAAACAAUGAACAUUCUGUCAAAG